AUGUACUUAACCAGAUGUAAACCCACUAAAAACCUGAUUUGCUUAGGUUUCUUUGAGAUUCUAGCGAGUUGCGACUUCUUCUUCUCCGACUCGGCAAAAUCAAAUCCGUCGUGCCGUGGCCAUCGAUUUUCAGGUCGCCGGUUACUUUUCCCCGUCUCGCGACUCCUUCUCUCCUUUCUCCGGGGACAUAGUCGCUUUUCAGAUAUAAUGUUGAAGCAAGUGGUUGGCAAGUAUUCUGCAGCUAAAGCGUUGAUUUAUGGAAGUAACAGAGAAAAGCUUAGACCUUUCUUGUUCCAAACCAGUUGUGGGUUCCACAAUGGACGGACUGUUUUGGCUCCGAGAAGCUUCUUUGGUGUAGAAGACUACAUGGACGAUGACACAAGCCGACCAUACACAUACCAAAAAGAGAAGAAAUCAAAGAAUCCAGACAAACACGUCUCCUUCAAGCAACGGACAGUGGCAUACAUGGAGCCCUUCACUCUCGACGUCUUCAUCUCAAAACGUUUCGUCUCGGCAUCCCUCACGCACCGUGUCACAUGCAAGCAAGUUGCUGUUGCGGGGACAAACUCUAAAGACGUGAAAGCGGUAUUAAGAUCGAGAUGCGAUAUCCCGGCGUGUAUGUCCAUAGGGAGGAUCUUGUCAGAACGUGCGAAGGAGGCUGAUGUUUACACUGCUUCUUAUACGCCACGUGACCAAGACAAGUUCGAAGGCAAGAUCAGAGCGGUUGUUCAGUCUCUUAUUGAUAACGGAAUCGAUGUUAAAAUUUAUCUCGACUAA
Microthlaspi erraticum is the source of this 777-nucleotide messenger RNA. The record is from the annotation of a GenBank genome assembly. NCBI's taxonomy places the organism in Eukaryota, Viridiplantae, Streptophyta, Magnoliopsida, Brassicales, Brassicaceae.